Linepithema humile (Argentine ant) is the source of this 7675-nucleotide messenger RNA. It is a transcript of the gene Prp8, whose product is annotated as pre-mRNA processing factor 8. Gene Ontology annotation, cellular component: catalytic step 2 spliceosome; U5 snRNP. NCBI's taxonomy places the organism in Eukaryota, Metazoa, Arthropoda, Insecta, Hymenoptera, Formicidae. Gene Ontology annotation, molecular function: pre-mRNA intronic binding; U5 snRNA binding; U6 snRNA binding. The record is from RefSeq and is a predicted model, not a curated record. Gene Ontology annotation, biological process: mRNA splicing, via spliceosome; spliceosomal tri-snRNP complex assembly.
ACACAUCGGAAGAAAAUCGAAGCCAUUGCCAGCCAUUGUUGGUUAUUGCGUUUUUCGACAAAGUUAAGAUAUGUGAAAAGUAUAAAGCGUUGUCGUAAAAGCAGAAGUGAAUUAAUUAUAAGCGACAAUUAUGUCGUGGUAGUAGAAUGGAAUAGGAAUUGUUUGACGAACAUUGUGAAAAAGGUUAAGAAACAUUUGUAGUCAUGUCUCUUCCACCGUAUUUGCUGGGCCCCAAUCCAUGGGCUACAAUGAUGGCCCAGCAACAAGCCCAGAUAGCAGCCGCCCAAGCGCAUGCACAGGCUGCAGCUCAUGCUCAAGCAGCACAUCAUGCUCAUAUGCAGGCUAUAACUGGGCCACCAUUGCCUCAAGUGCCUAAACAACCGGAAGUCUUGUCUGAAGAUAAACUUCAAGAAAAGGCACAAAAAUGGCAGCAGUUACAAUCAAAACGGUUUGCAGAGAAGAGGAAAUUUGGCUUUGUAGAUGCUCAGAAGGAGGAUAUGCCAGCCGAACACAUAAGAAAGAUUAUCAGAGAUCACGGUGAUAUGAGCAGUAGAAAAUACCGACACGACAAGCGUGUUUAUUUGGGGGCACUGAAGUACAUGCCACACGCUGUUAUGAAACUGUUAGAAAAUAUGCCUAUGCCAUGGGAACAAAUAAGGGAUGUAAAAGUCUUAUAUCACAUUACGGGAGCCAUUACAUUUGUGAAUGAAAUACCUUGGGUUAUAGAACCUGUAUACAUUGCGCAAUGGGGUACUAUGUGGAUUAUGAUGAGAAGGGAAAAAAGGGAUCGUAGACAUUUCAAGAGAAUGAGAUUUCCGCCCUUUGAUGACGAAGAACCUCCUUUGGAUUACGCUGAUAACGUUUUGGAUGUUGAACCUUUAGAGGCCAUACAAAUUGAACUCGAUUCGGAAGAAGACGAAUCUGUCGCUUCAUGGUUUUAUGAACACAAACCGUUAGUCGGAACAAAACACGUUAAUGGAUCUACAUAUCGGAAAUGGAAUCUGACACUACCACAAAUGGCUACUUUGUACCGCUUGGCUAAUCAGUUGUUGACUGACUUGGUAGAUCAAAAUUUUUUUUAUCUAUUUGACCCUAAGUCAUUUUUCACUGCAAAAGCUUUGAAUAUGGCUAUUCCUGGAGGACCGAAAUUUGAACCGCUAGUAAAGGACUCGAAUGCCGCUGAUGAAGAUUGGAACGAGUUUAAUGACAUAAAUAAAAUCAUCAUUAGGCAGCCUAUCAGAACAGAAUACAGGAUUGCCUUUCCUUAUCUGUACAAUAAUAUGCCUCACUUUGUGCAUCUUUCAUGGUAUCAUGCACCAAAUGUUGUGUAUAUAAAAACUGAAGAUCCAGAUUUACCUGCGUUCUACUUCGAUCCAUUAAUCAAUCCAAUCUCUCAUCGAAAUUCUUUAAAGACAAUAGAGCCACAAAUUGAAGACGACGAAGACUUUGUUCUACCUGGCGAUGUGCAACCGUUUCUUCAAGAGAUACCUCUCUAUACUGAUAACACAGCGAAUGGAAUAGCUCUUUUAUGGGCGCCAAGACCGUUUAACACGCGUUCCGGCAGAACGAGGAGGGCCAUCGACAUUCCGUUGGUCAAGUCGUGGUAUAGAGAACACUGUCCACCCGGUCAACCCGUGAAAGUACGAGUCAGUUAUCAGAAACUGCUGAAAUAUUUCGUACUGAACGCUUUGAAACACAGGCCGCCGAAGCCGCAGAAGAAACGAUACCUAUUCCGCUCCUUCAAGUCGACCAAAUUUUUCCAAACGACAACGAUAGAUUGGGUGGAAGCCGGUCUACAGGUGUGCCGUCAGGGAUACAACAUGUUAAAUCUACUUAUACAUCGAAAAAAUCUCAAUUAUCUUCACCUGGAUUACAACUUCAAUUUGAAGCCCGUCAAGACGCUCACGACGAAAGAGAGAAAGAAGUCGCGUUUCGGUAACGCCUUUCAUCUAUGUCGAGAGAUUCUUCGCUUAACUAAACUCAUUAUCGAUUCCCACGUUCAGUAUCGGCUCAACAACGUGGACGCUUUCCAACUCGCCGACGGACUGCAGUACAUUUUCGCGCAUGUUGGCCAAUUGACCGGAAUGUAUCGAUACAAGUACAAAUUGAUGCGGCAAAUUAGGAUGUGCAAGGACUUGAAGCAUCUGAUUUAUUAUCGUUUCAAUACUGGACCGGUCGGUAAAGGCCCUGGUUGCGGAUUCUGGGCGCCCGGUUGGCGCGUUUGGCUGUUCUUUAUGAGAGGCAUCACUCCAUUGCUGGAAAGAUGGCUGGGUAAUUUACUAUCGAGACAAUUCGAAGGUCGUCAUUCGAAAGGUGUAGCAAAGACAGUAACAAAGCAGCGAGUUGAGUCGCACUUUGAUCUAGAAUUACGAGCGUCUGUGAUGCACGAUAUAGUGGACAUGAUGCCCGAAGGAAUAAAACAAAACAAAGCGCGGACGAUUCUUCAACAUCUGAGCGAGGCGUGGCGCUGUUGGAAGGCGAAUAUCCCGUGGAAGGUGCCGGGUCUGCCAAUUCCGAUCGAGAACAUGAUAUUGCGUUACGUCAAGAUGAAGGCUGACUGGUGGACGAAUACGGCUCAUUACAAUCGAGAGAGAAUACGGCGUGGGGCAACGGUAGACAAGACUGUGUGCAAGAAGAAUCUUGGUCGCUUAACGCGCCUUUAUCUGAAGGCCGAACAGGAGAGACAGCAUAAUUAUUUAAAAGACGGCCCGUACAUAUCGCCGGAGGAAGCCGUAGCCAUAUUUACCACGUCGGUGCAUUGGCUGGAGUCUCGAAGAUUCGCGCCAAUACCGUUCCCUCCAUUGUCGUACAAACAUGACACGAAGCUGUUGAUAUUAGCUUUGGAACGCUUGAAAGAGGCGUACAGCGUUAAAUCUAGGUUAAAUCAAAGUCAACGUGAAGAAUUAGGAUUGAUAGAACAGGCGUAUGAUAAUCCGCACGAGGCGUUAUCCAGAAUCAAACGACAUCUGCUCACGCAGAGAGCCUUCAAGGAAGUCGGCAUCGAGUUCAUGGAUCUUUACAGUCACUUGAUUCCCGUGUACGACGUGGAGCCGCUCGAGAAGAUUACGGAUGCCUAUUUAGACCAGUAUCUGUGGUACGAAGCUGACAAAAGGCGAUUGUUCCCACCUUGGGUGAAGCCGGCCGACACAGAACCGCCGCCGUUACUCGUCUACAAAUGGUGUCAAGGUAUUAACAAUCUGCAGGACGUGUGGGACGUGAGCGAGGGCGAAUGCAACGUACUGCUGGAAUCGAAAUUCGAGAAGCUGUACGAGAAGAUCGAUCUCACGCUGCUCAACAGACUGCUGCGCCUGAUAGUUGAUCACAAUAUCGCCGAUUACAUGACGGCGAAGAACAACGUUGUCAUUAAUUAUAAGGAUAUGAAUCACACCAACAGUUAUGGCAUUAUCAGGGGACUGCAAUUCGCAUCUUUCAUCGCCCAGUAUUACGGAUUGGUGUUGGACUUGCUGGUGUUGGGUCUUCAGCGAGCCAGCGAGAUGGCCGGCCCGCCGCAAAUGCCGAAUGAUUUCUUAACGUUCCAGGACGUCGCUUCCGAGAUAGCGCAUCCUAUUCGAUUGUACUGCCGCUACGUCGACAGGAUACAUCUGUUCUUGCGCUUCUCCGCCGACGAAGCGAGAGAUCUCAUCCAGCGUUAUCUCACCGAACAUCCCGAUCCGAACAACGAGAAUAUCGUUGGCUACAACAAUAAGAAGUGCUGGCCGCGGGACGCCCGUAUGAGACUGAUGAAGCACGACGUGAACCUGGGUCGCGCCGUUUUCUGGGACAUCAAGAAUCGGCUGCCGCGUUCAACCACCACUAUCCAAUGGGAGAACAGCUUCGUCAGCGUCUACAGCAAGGACAAUCCCAAUUUGUUAUUCAACAUGAGCGGGUUUGAAUGUAGAAUCUUGCCUAAGUGCAGAACGACUCACGAAGAAUUCACGCAUCGGGACGGUGUCUGGAAUCUCCAGAACGAGAUCACGAAAGAGAGAACAGCGCAGUGCUUCUUGCGCGUCGACGACGAGAGCCUGCAGCGCUUCCACAAUCGAGUCAGGCAGAUUCUCAUGGCCUCGGGCUCGACUACAUUCACGAAAAUUGUCAAUAAAUGGAACACCGCGCUGAUAGGUUUGAUGACUUACUUCAGGGAAGCCGUGGUGAACACGCAAGAGUUGCUGGAUUUGUUGGUCAAAUGCGAGAACAAAAUACAGACGCGUAUCAAGAUCGGAUUGAACUCCAAGAUGCCGUCGCGUUUUCCGCCCGUCGUAUUUUACACGCCCAAGGAAUUGGGCGGCCUGGGAAUGCUCUCCAUGGGUCACGUGUUAAUACCGCAAUCCGAUUUAAGAUGGUCGAAGCAGACCGACGUCGGGAUCACUCACUUCCGUUCGGGCAUGAGUCACGAUGAGGAUCAGCUGAUUCCAAAUUUGUACCGUUACAUACAGCCCUGGGAGUCGGAAUUUAUCGACUCGCAGCGCGUCUGGGCGGAGUACGCUUUGAAGCGACAGGAAGCCAAUGCUCAGAAUCGCAGACUCACUCUGGAGGAUCUCGAGGACAGCUGGGAUCGCGGUAUCCCCAGAAUAAACACGCUGUUUCAGAAGGACCGGCACACGCUGGCGUACGACAAGGGGUGGCGCAUUCGCACGGAAUUCAAGCAGUAUCAGGUGCUGAAGCAGAAUCCGUUCUGGUGGACUCAUCAGCGUCACGACGGCAAGCUGUGGAACUUGAACAAUUAUCGAACCGACAUGAUCCAGGCGCUCGGCGGCGUCGAAGGCAUCCUCGAGCACACUCUCUUCAAGGGCACUUACUUCCCGACGUGGGAGGGUCUUUUCUGGGAGAAGGCGUCCGGCUUCGAGGAGUCCAUGAAAUACAAAAAGCUAACGAACGCGCAACGCUCCGGACUUAACCAGAUUCCUAAUCGGCGAUUCACUCUCUGGUGGUCGCCCACUAUUAAUCGCGCCAACGUUUACGUUGGUUUCCAGGUGCAACUCGAUUUAACGGGCAUAUUUAUGCACGGCAAAAUACCGACCCUGAAGAUCUCGCUGAUCCAGAUAUUCCGCGCUCACUUGUGGCAGAAGGUACACGAAUCCAUUGUGAUGGAUCUCUGUCAGGUAUUCGAUCAGGAAUUGGACGCGCUUGAGAUCGAGACCGUGCAGAAGGAGACUAUACAUCCGCGAAAGUCCUACAAAAUGAACUCCUCGUGCGCCGACAUCCUGCUGUUCUCCGCCUACAAAUGGAACGUGUCCCGACCAUCGCUUCUCGCCGAUUCCAAGGACGUGAUGGACAACACGACCACGCAGAAAUAUUGGAUCGACGUACAGUUGCGAUGGGGCGACUACGAUUCGCACGACAUCGAACGGUAUGCUCGCGCCAAGUUCUUAGACUACACUACAGACAACAUGUCGAUCUAUCCGUCGCCCACCGGUCUCUUAAUAGCCAUCGAUCUCGCGUACAACCUGCACAGCGCUUACGGCAAUUGGUUCCCCGGCUGCAAACCGCUCAUACAGCAAGCCAUGGCGAAGAUCAUGAAGGCGAAUCCGGCUCUGUAUGUGUUACGAGAACGUAUUCGUAAAGCUUUGCAACUAUACUCGUCCGAACCCACGGAGCCUUAUCUGUCCUCGCAGAACUACGGCGAGCUCUUCUCCAAUCAGAUCAUAUGGUUCGUCGACGACACGAAUGUGUAUCGCGUGACGAUUCACAAAACUUUCGAGGGUAACUUGACGACGAAGCCGAUCAACGGCGCCAUUUUCAUCUUCAAUCCACGCACGGGACAGCUCUUCCUGAAGAUUAUUCACACUUCCGUCUGGGCCGGUCAGAAGCGUCUCGGCCAACUGGCCAAGUGGAAGACUGCCGAAGAGGUUGCCGCGUUGAUUCGCUCCUUGCCGGUGGAGGAACAGCCGAAGCAAAUCAUCGUCACCAGAAAAGGAAUGUUGGAUCCGUUGGAAGUGCACUUGCUGGACUUCCCUAACAUUGUCAUCAAAGGAUCCGAAUUACAAUUACCGUUCCAGGCGUGUCUCAAGGUAGAGAAGUUUGGUGAUCUGAUUCUGAAGGCGACCGAACCGCAGAUGGUACUGUUUAAUCUUUACGACGACUGGCUGAAGACCAUUUCGUCUUACACCGCGUUCUCGCGGCUAAUUCUGAUCCUGCGCGCUCUACAUGUCAACACCGAGAGAACUAAGGUCGUGCUGAAGCCUGACAAGACCACCAUUACCGAGCCGCAUCACAUAUGGCCGUCGUUAACAGACGACGAGUGGAUCAAGGUGGAGGUGCAGCUGAAAGAUUUAAUUUUGGCGGAUUACGGCAAGAAGAACAACGUCAAUGUCGCGUCGCUUACGCAAUCCGAAAUCCGCGACAUCAUCCUGGGUAUGGAGAUAAGCGCGCCGUCCGCCCAACGUCAACAGAUUGCCGAGAUUGAGAAGCAGACGAAAGAGCAGAGUCAGCUCACCGCCACCACCACGCGAACAGUGAACAAGCACGGUGAUGAGAUCAUCACCGCGACCACGUCCAACUAUGAGACGCAGACAUUCAGCUCGAAGACCGAGUGGCGUGUGCGCGCCAUCUCCGCGACGAAUCUUCAUCUCAGAACGAAUCACAUUUAUGUCUCGUCCGACGACAUCAAGGAGACUGGCUACACUUACAUUCUGCCGAAGAACGUGCUGAAAAAAUUCGUCACAAUCUCCGAUCUGCGUGCGCAGAUCGCCGGUUAUCUGUACGGCAUCAGUCCACCUGACAAUCCUCAGGUGAAAGAAAUCAGGUGCAUUGUAAUGGCGCCGCAAUGGGGAACCCAUCAGACAGUCCACUUACCAAACUCACUUCCUAAUCAUCAGUACUUAAAAGAAAUGGAACCACUGGGAUGGAUACACACACAGCCUAACGAGUUGCCUCAACUGUCACCGCAGGACAUAUCCACUCACGCUCGAGUUAUGGCUGAGAAUUCUAUCUGGGACGGCGAGAAGACUAUCGUUAUCACUUGCAGUUUCACGCCCGGUUCCUGUUCCCUCACGGCGUACAAACUGACUCCAAGUGGCUUCGAAUGGGGCAAGCAGAAUACUGAUAAAGGCAAUAAUCCAAAGGGUUACCUGCCGAGUCACUACGAGAAGGUGCAGAUGCUUCUAUCUGACCGUUUCCUCGGCUUCUUCAUGGUGCCCAGUCAAGGUUCGUGGAACUACAAUUUUAUGGGCGUGAGGCACGAUCCCAACAUGAAGUAUGAACUGCAAUUGGCGAAUCCGAAAGAGUUCUAUCACGAGGUGCACAGGCCAGCGCACUUCCUCAAUUUCUCGAGCUUGGAAGACGGCGACGGUGUUGGAGCUGAUCGGGAAGACAUGUUUGCAUAAACUAAACUAUUAUAAUAAUUUUUGAAUGCUAGUGAUUUUAAUAAAAGUGCAGAACACGUAUAAGCAGCGAUACCAACAGCGAAAGUGUUGUAAUGUUCUUUAUCUUUUUGUUUCUCAUGUAACCAUGGCAUACGUAAAUCAAUAUAUAUAUAUAUAUAUGUAUAUGUAAUAUAUUUUUUAUAUUUUUAGCAUACAUAGUAACAAAAACAUAGAUAGAAAAUUUACAUGGGCUCUAAGAAGCCCCCCUGCGUUGCUGAAUAUAAAUUUAUCAAAGCAUUACAUCGAGAUGUAUGCACAUAAAAGUAUUGGAUUAAAUUAAUCAUCUUUCAUUAUUGUUUGAUGUAUUUAAAUGA